Messenger RNA from Cladocopium goreaui, 1185 nucleotides. NCBI's taxonomy places the organism in Eukaryota, Dinophyceae, Suessiales, Symbiodiniaceae. The record is from the annotation of a GenBank genome assembly.
AUGGCAUGGGCGACUGUGGGGUACCAUGCUGUGGAGCAGAAAGUCUUUGAUGCGGCAGUGCGGCAAGAGUCUGAGGGAGAUUGGUUCUGUGGCAUGUCUUUGCAAAGCUGGUUUGCUACGCCUUUGUGUGCAAUCUCACAAACACGGAAGGAAAAUGUCCGCAAGUUGGGGCUGUCUCUGUCAGAGACAGGUGACCCGCCAAAAGGAAAGGUGAACAAGCGCUUGCCAGGAAAGACUGUCGUUGAUGCAGCCUUGGAAUGCCCGAACUAUGUGGUGUGGCGCCUUCAGACCACGGAGAAUAUCGCAGAGCUUCUGUCGCAGGGUUUUUUGAGAGCUGGCAAGAACAAGUUUGAGCUGCGGAAUGGCUUGGAGCCAUUCUUGCCUUUCGGCCAAGCAGACAAAUGGCACGUUGAUUACGCGCCGGCCACAAUCUUGCCCACCCUGUGCGACAAGCCAAACAGCACAAUGUUCUUUGGAGGCGACGCCAAGUUUGCUUGCUCUUACUUCCUUGCGCUGCCUGUGGCUCACCCGAGCAUCAGCCUUCCAGAGUUGCUCACAGUCAGUCGAGCAGCUCCUUUGCUGAAGCUGUUGCUCCACAAUGAGAAAUCGGAAGACAUGAAGAUCUUGCUUGAGAACUGCAUGGCAGACAGGGGAGACUACAUUGGUUUACCAUUGGUGUCCAGCCCCAUCACAGCCAUGAUCAUGGGCUUCUUUGCUUACAAGCCCCCAACAGAGCAAGAGCAGAGCUUGUGCCAGCAGCCGUCCCAGCUGUCCAAGCCGUCCCAAAAGAGCGAGCCUCUUCACUUGUUGCAUUUUAGCGCAAAAUCUUUGAUUGACUUGCAGCCGCCGAACUCUCAUCCGCUUUGCCCCUUUUGGUUGUUCAAGCCGAAUGGCUUGAUUCAGCGCAUAGCCAAAGAGGAGGUGAAAUUGAAGGUGCAGAAGUUCUACAUGGAAGUCAAUUUGAAUGCAGAGUACCAGCCUCAGUCCAGUUUGCUGCAGCGCAAUGAGAAGGCCAGGACUUUGAGUAAGAAGCGCAAGCUCCAGGAGGACAUCACAGAGUUGGAAGCAGACAUCCGGGACAAGAAGUUGGAGAUUAAUGAAAUUAUGGGGCGCCUUAAGUCCAUGGAAGAGCCCUGUCCUGAGCCUAUUCUUCCAACGGCCUGCCCUAGCAACGCUGAGGCCUAA